CAUGCCGUAGCAGUCGUAUGCUUUCGUGCUUUGCUGUGUUGAAAUAUGUUCUGAUGAAAUAAAAUUAGCUUAUUUUUUGUUAAAAUUCGGAGGGAAAUCAUCGUCCACCAAUGAAUAGCCUUUGACAAUAACACGGAAGGUACUCCUUCACUGGGUUGUCCAUCAGCAAAUGACAAGUGCGAAUUCUUACGAGGUCAGGGUUACGAAACACUUCGCCAAAAACAACUGCAUGGUCAACGAGAGUAACUUAAAACACCAAUAAUAUAGAGUAUUUGUAGUCUAAUAUGAUCAAGUCUUCACCCUUGAACAAAACUGUGACAACAUAAAAAAGUCAAAAAAUACAGAGAGAUUGCUUGUUGAACUUGGACAUUUGAAACAAAUCUUGCCAUUGUCAAAAAGUUCUAAUACCCGCCUCGACAAAUCAAUAUGUUGGCGCUACGCAAUAUGCAGUAUCUGCAAAGAGGUCUCAAAUUGCCAAAAGUUGCCUGCGCUACUCCGAAAAUGUGCUCAUUUGACAGAACAACGUGUGUGGAUAUAAAAAUUUCGUACUUUGGAAUUAGUAAUUUGCAGCUUUUUACCAAAUGGUCCUCACACCAUAAAGCUUAUUGUCAACAGUGCGUCUUGAGCUUGGAAAAGAAUGCGCGAAAAAUGGUUCUGUACCAGACAACUAACAGAUAUGGGAGUAGCGAAAGCAAACAGCAAAACCCACAGAAAGAUAACUUAGGAGGAGCACAAGAGGAAGCUAUAGAAGAUUUGUCUGCGGUCAGACUAAGUAAAUCGCAUGCUGUAAAACAAAACCUGAUAAAAGCUGUUACACCAUAUGGGCGUUUAAUGCGCUUGGAUCGACCUAUAGGUACAUAUUUGCUCUUUUGGCCUUGUGCAUGGAGUAUUGCGCUCAGUGCAAACGCCGGUUGUUGGCCUGACUGGAAAAUGUUGGGUCUCUUUGCCACUGGCGCACUGAUAAUGCGCGGCGCCGGCUGUACCAUAAAUGAUCUAUGGGAUAAAGAUAUUGAUGCGAAAGUGGAGCGUACUCGCACACGACCACUCGCCGCGGGCGAAAUUACACAAUUUGAUGCUAUUGUAUUUCUAUCGGCUCAACUGAGUUUGGGUCUGUUAGUGUUACUUCAACUAAAUUGGCAAUCAAUCGUAUUAGGAGCAAGUUCCUUGGGGUUAGUAAUUACAUACCCGCUAAUGAAGCGAGUUACUUACUGGCCCCAACUGGUGCUAGGCAUGGCUUUCAAUUGGGGCGCCCUUUUAGGGUGGUGUGCCACACAAGGCGUAGUAAAUUGGGAGGCUUGUUUGCCAUUGUACCUGUCCGGUAUUUGUUGGACUAUUGUAUAUGAUACUAUAUAUGCGCACCAAGAUAAAUUCGACGAUAUACAAAUCGGAAUUAAGUCAACAGCCUUACGAUUUGGAGAUAAUACGAAAAUAUGGCUCUCUGGCUUCUCGACGGCUAUGCUAUCAGGUUUAGUUUUGGCUGGUGUAGCAACCGAACAAACAGCAGCAUACUACGCAGCAGUUGGUAUAGUGGGUGCCCACCUAAUCCAACAGAUAUAUUCGCUCAAUAUUAAUAACCCAAAUGACUGUGCAAAGAAAUUUUUUUCAAACCACCAAGUCGGAUUAAUUUUAUUCAUUGGCAUUGUUUUGGGGACACUUUUGAAAUCAGCUGAGAAAGAGGACAAGCCCAGCACGAGUAAUGCGUUUACACAAAUACAGCCAGCGAAUAGCAUAGUACAAAUACCAACUACGCCUGAGGUGUUAACAUAGUGAUUUUUCAAAUGCAAACUAAAUGAAAAGUAUCGAACCGGGUGAUUAGUAAUUGGCAUUUUUGUAGACCAAAGCAUAAUUUAAUGUUAAUUAAGUAAACAAUUUAGUAUUUAAAUAAAUACAGAAUAUUUAAA
This is a messenger RNA of Anastrepha ludens (Mexican fruit fly), 1901 nucleotides long. It is a transcript of the gene Coq2, whose product is annotated as 4-hydroxybenzoate polyprenyltransferase, mitochondrial. The coding region runs from base 427 to 1767 and encodes 446 amino acids. Gene Ontology annotation, biological process: ubiquinone biosynthetic process. Gene Ontology annotation, cellular component: mitochondrial inner membrane. NCBI's taxonomy places the organism in Eukaryota, Metazoa, Arthropoda, Insecta, Diptera, Tephritidae. The transcript is spliced from 4 exons. The record is from RefSeq and is a predicted model, not a curated record.